Molecule: messenger RNA, 1787 nt
Organism: Lottia gigantea (owl limpet)
Lineage: Eukaryota; Metazoa; Mollusca; Gastropoda; Lottiidae
Exons: 3
Coding region: 168-1391 (407 amino acids)
Molecular function (GO): glycosyltransferase activity
Source: RefSeq, a predicted model, not a curated record
GAACAACAUGGCAACUAAUAUCUAUGAUAGCAACGGGUGAAAGAUGAUUUUCGAGUAAAAUGGUAAGCAAAGUGAAACAGGUAUAAAUUUAUCAGCUGAAGCUACUCCAAUCGGACAUCUUUGUUGGACAUCUUUUUGAAUGGUAAAGGCCUUUACAUGAUAUUACUAUGAGGCUACCGGUACUUAAAUACAGAUUGCUUUUUUAUGCGUUUGGAAUUAUUGCUUUUAUCGCCAUUAACAAAAUCAUCAAUGCCUCAAACCGAGAAGUGACACGUACAGAGAGGUUUUUAUCCAAAAACUGGGCCACCGAAAACUGCGUUACAGAAUGGUCCAAACAAAUUAAAAUAUGCAAUGGUGAAUUUGCUAUUUUAAAUAAUGUGCUACUAGAGCCAUUUAACAGCGACAGAACUGAUCCAAAUCCAGAUCCAAAGUUUACAAUCAAAUGCGAUUCAUUACCAGACGUCAAAUUUCAACGUGAAAAUCAUUUAAAUAAGUGGUAUGAUAACAUAAUUUGCACUCCAAAUGAUGUUGUUCAGACGAAAAUACCAGUGGAAAACCAUUUGACCAUAAUGGUCCGUAGGUAUGAAUAUGCAAAUCUCUACCAUACCAUGACUGACUUUUACAAUGUCUUUAUUCUAAUUAAAGAACUAGGGGCUUCUUUCAAUGACACAAACAUUCUGUUGUGGGAUUAUCAUCCAUCUGGAUUAUUGGAUGACACAUGGCUGGUUCUUUUCAAUCGAGUUUAUUCUAUCGAAGAUGUCCGACCUAAAAAAGUAUUGAAAAAGUUAGUUUGGGGCAUCAUUGGUUACAACAGUCCAAUGAGUGCCUUUCAUCUUCCCAGAAUUCCAUUAGUCGAAGAUUUUAGUGAAUUUUUUCUCUCGCGCUACGAGAUAAGACCCAAAUUAAAAUUGAGUUGUGAGCGAUUAAAUAUUCUAUUUAUUUGGAGACAUGAUUAUGUGGCACAUCCCAAUAAUCCAUCUGGCUUGAUCCAGCGGAAAAUUUUAAACGAACAAGAAAUUUUAAGGGCAGUGCAGAAGUCAAAUCCACGUCAUUCUGUUGAAGGUGUGCAACUGGAUGUGCUGCCAAUGAGAAAGCAGUUACAGCUGAUAGCGCAUACUGAUAUAUUAGUAGGAAUGCAUGGCGCUGGCUUAACCAACACAUUAUUUCUGCCCAAGCAUGCAGGUUUGAUAGAACUCUUUCCAUACGUCGUAUUUCAAAGUAAAUGGGUUGGUGCAUACCUCCAUUUUGAAUCCAUAGCAAGAUGGCGGAAGUUGAAAUAUAUACCAUGGAGAAAUCCAGAUAAAGAUAAUCAAUACCAACAAUACAAUACUAAAAUACAUCCUGAUGUUGUUACAGAUCUAGUAUCUCAAAUGAAAGCUCAAAUUUGCUAGGGAAACACAAUGGCACAGUCGGUAGACACUUGCCCUCUAACCUGAAGGUCCAGUGUAUUGGCAUUGUCCAUGUCCAUCCUUCCAUCCAUUGCUCGUUAACACUCUCUGAAGCACAAUUCUUGAUGGGUUUUGAUAAAACUUGGUGUGUGUGUUUGUUAUCACUCAAGAAUGAAGAAGAAUCAAAAAUAUUUAGUAUGAGAUAUGGCACUUGUUCUUGAAAGUGCAUUCAAAUUAUGUAUUAUAGAAAGCUUUAAUAUCAAACCAUAUUUAAGGAAAUAGAUAUUAUGACUGUAGAUAUAUAUAUAUAUAUAUAUUGAUAGUUUAUUUGUUUUAUGAUUUUUUAAAAUUAUGUUUGUUGAAUCCAUUUAAAAAAAUUUUUUGAUAAAGAACUAAUGU